UUUUGUUUUGGCUUCCCCGCAUCAAACAAACAAAAAAUUUUAUCAAUCGAAUUCGGUUUGUUUUUGUGCAUAAUUUUUUAAUAAAAAGUUAACUGAUUUUAAAGAAUUCCCGAUCUAAACAAUGCCGGCUUAAGGCAGCUCUCGAAACAUUGAAACAGCGGCGAUUUGUUUGGUAAGCAUUGGUGAUACAUCGAAAAAAAAGGAACUCCAUCGAAAAUGGCUUCGAUGGCACCGGAAUGGAAUCGGACCUGUCGGGUUUGCCUGCAGGAGGGCGAAAUCCUAUCGCUGUACGCGCUCUGUCCGGAGUCCAAUCUGAGCUACGGAGCCAAGGUGAUGCAGUGCAGUAGCAUUCGGAUUCAGCGCGACGACAACAUGCCGGAGCAGAUUUGCGUCAGUUGCAUCCUGGAUCUGAAUGUGGCGUACCGUUUCCGGGUCAACUGUGAAAGCUCCGAUGCCAUCUUGCAAUCGUUGAGGGAACCAUCAUCGAUGGUAGAGGAAUCGAUCGGUAUCGAUGAGGAUGAUGUUGGUGGUCAUUCGAAAGACCAGCCAAGGUUAGAAGAGGUCGACGACGACGAUUCUCGCCUAUCGGUGACGUCGGAAAUUCAGAUUCCUAUAGGGUCGGAUGUGGUUUACAGCUACAAGCCACCGAUCGGGCUCAAUGUCAAACUAGUUUCUAGGGAGCAAAAAAUUUUAAACGAAGCUCAUGGGGAGAUUGUUGUUUGUGGACUUGAACACCCACUGUCGAAGGUGCUUCCAGAAUCAUCAGAUCCCCGGAAGUCCAGAGUGUGCCCGGAACCAGUUGUGCAGGACGAUGACGAUAAUGAUUCGUUGAUAACGUACGACGAUGCUCUGCCGCCUCCAUCGAGCCAAGCCGAGGAAGAUGUCGAAGAACCGGAUGAUGAAAGUGAAGUGGAAGAAGAACAACCGAAAAUGGUGAAUCCGGAUUCCGACCAAGUUUGUGGCAUGAUGGCAACGAUGGAAGAUCAGCAGCGGUCAGAGAUGAAUGAAACGUUGGUAGAAGACGGAGAUGAUAGUCGGACUGUCGAUAAGGCUGGCAAAAAGCUGCCCCGACCAGACGAUAGCAGUACCGAUAUCUUCUUCAAUGCACAACUGGUUUACGUCGACAAGGAGGACGAUAUCCUGAACCAGCUGGCGGAAAUCAAGCGGGAGGAUGAAGUUGACGAAGAUUGGGAAAUCAUUUAUGACGACGAUGAAAAUGGCGAUACCUAUUUUCAGAAGCUACCCCAAACGAAAGCAACUACGAAUCCCGUGGUACCGAAGGUUUUACACAAAGUACAGUUUCCGGAACCCAGCCGUGAGUCAGCCGUGGCACACAAACCAACCAACAGCAACUCGAAUGCCAGUUUGGUCAAAACUAUCCAAACUAUUCGAAAGACAAACAUCCCGAACGAACAGAAACCUACAAUCGAAAACAUCAUCACCAAACCGGGUCCGGACGGAUCCUUCGAGACGGUGAUCCGAGUCAAACGGAAUCUCAAACCGGCCAAGCAGCAGCACGUGUGCAAGAUUUGCAACAGUUCCUACAAGUACAAACACGCCCUGGAGACGCACAUGCGCCGACAUCGGGGUGAUAAACCGUACAAAUGUAGCGAAUGCGAAAAGGCUUUCGUGGUACCGUUUGAGCUGCGGAGGCACAUGAGAACCCAUACUGGAGCAAAACCCUACAAAUGCAAGUACUGUGAGCGGAAAUUUUCGGAUUUCGGUAGUAAAAUUAAACACGAAAGGACACAUACGGGGGAGAGACCCUAUGUGUGUGAUGUUUGUGAGAAAAGUUUCACCUACUCGCAUGUUCUCAACAGUCAUAUGCUGAUACAUACCGGUGUGAAAAAGUAUUCCUGCUCCGACUGUGGCAAACGGUUCGCCAAAUCACACCACCUCAAAGCGCACCUGAACACACACGUGCGAGUGAGCAGCAGUAGUACAAACAACAACAAUAGCACAAUCAAAUCUAUGUUGCAGCAGCCAUCGAAACCGAGCACCAUUCACCAUCCCACAACGCUGCACAUGACCAGUCACAACAACAGUGUUAGCGGGGCUGAUCCUACGCUCGGUUUGGGACCGACGGUUCCGAUUGCAGUCGAAGACGGUCUCGUUUUGGAUCCGGGACCUCCUGGAAGCUCCGUGGAUCAGCUAAUGGUGGACGGUAUCGAUGAUAGGAGUAGCGAUUUCCACCUAGAUGGCGAUGAUCCGGGUGCCGCCUUCGGGCAGCUCGUGAACAUAGGGGAUUACAUGAUAUCAUCGAAGGCGGACGAUCCGAGGGGGUUCGGAGCCAUUAUGGAUGACGAUGAUGAUGACGACGAUGGCCGGGGAAAUGUGGUGGGCGUUGAGGAGGACUCUUUGCUGAACGUGGUAACGGUGUUGGCGGCCAAUCAGGUCGCCGGCCUGGUCGAAGGAGAUUAUUCUAACAUACGGGUAAUCAAUGGGUAAGUGCAAGAUACACACCCACAAGGUGUGCUUUAGUAAUAUAGGC
Molecule: messenger RNA, 2491 nt
Organism: Uranotaenia lowii
Lineage: Eukaryota; Metazoa; Arthropoda; Insecta; Diptera; Culicidae
Product: zinc finger protein 629-like
Exons: 6
Coding region: 217-2448 (743 amino acids)
Biological process (GO): regulation of transcription by RNA polymerase II
Cellular component (GO): nucleus
Molecular function (GO): RNA polymerase II cis-regulatory region sequence-specific DNA binding; zinc ion binding; DNA-binding transcription factor activity
Source: RefSeq, a predicted model, not a curated record